UUGAUGAGCACGUGAUCAACGCGGAACAACUUCAUUGAAACAGGAUUUUGCCAUAAAGCCGGAUGCUCGACGUGUAGAAGAACUUUCCCAGGAACAUUAUAGUUUUUAUAUGGCGGGGGCUGUUGGACGGACGUGUGUGCUGGUGACGGGGGGCACAGGCCUGGUGGGCCGAGCGAUAGAGCGCGUGGUGAAGGAGGAGGGAGGGGCGAGAGAGGGAGAAGAGUGGAUUUUCCUCUCCUCUAAAGAUGCCGAUCUCACGGACCCUGAAGCCACCAAGGCCAUCUUCCAGAAGCUCCGCCCAACCCACGUCAUCCACCUGGCAGCCAUGGUGGGCGGACUGUUCCGGAACAUGAAACUCAACCUUGACUUCUGGAGGUGUAAUGUCUUCAUCAACGAUAACGUCCUUCAGGCCGCUCAUGACGUUGGAGUGGUGAAGGUCAUUUCCUGCCUCUCCACCUGCAUCUUUCCAGACAAAACCAGCUACCCCAUCAACGAAACCAUGAUCCAUAAUGGUCCUCCUCACGACUCCAACUUUGGCUACUCGUACGCAAAGCGAAUGAUUGAUGUCCAAAACAGGGGCUAUUUUCAGCAGCAUGGCCGGCGGUACACAGCCGCCAUCCCCACUAAUGUGUUUGGGCCCCACGACAACUUCAACAUUGAGGAUGGUCACGUGCUCCCCGGACUCAUACACAAGGCGUACACGGCUCAGAAGGAAGGCACCCCUCUGACGGUGUGGGGGUCUGGUAAGCCACGGCGGCAGUUCAUCUACUCGCUGGAUCUGGCACGGCUCUUCCUGUGGGUGCUGAGGGAGUACGACGAGGUGGAGCCCAUCAUCCUCUCAGUGGGAGAGGAGGAUGAGCUGUCCAUCAAAGAGGCGGCACAAGGAGUGGUGGACGCCCUUCAGUUCAAAGGGGAAGUCAUCUACGACAGCAGUAAAGCGGAUGGGCAGUUCAAGAAGACGGCCAGUAAUGUCAAACUACGGCGCUACCUGCCUGACUUCAAGUUCACCCCUUUCAACACGGCCAUCAAAGAGACCUGUGAUUGGUUUGUGGCUAACUAUGACACUGCGAGGAAAUGAAGAUUCUCCCUGCCGAUUGCCUCUUUGUGAGCUGCAGAAUGAAGUGUGUUCCGGAAUGCAUCAAACUGAAGGCCGGUGAAAUGAUUACGAUUUCACAGAAAGACGAGGCCCAAGAACUGUGAUUGGUUUAACUAAUCCAAUGGGCGGGACUGAACGAAUGCACAACUGUGAUUGGUUUAUGAAUGCACAGGACCCAGCUGCGCUUUUCAAAAAGGCUAUGAUCUCACAACUUUGAUUCUUUUUUUUAUUCUUUUUUUUGUAUGAUUAUGGGACAAUAAUAUGGGAUAAUAAUCCAUGAUUAUGGGACUCGGACAAAUAAAUGACCAGACUACAGGAUAUUAGAUUAAGCAAAGCUAAGUUACAUGUAUAUUUUGUACUGUUAUGUUGGGGGGUGAUAAGGACUGCUACUGAUUGCUGUGAUUUCUCCUUCUUUUUUUACUCUGAAAUACAAUCACGACAGACACGGAUUGCUUGGAAUGUCUUCUCUUAAAAUGUAUUUUGUUUUGUUUUAAAUGCAGUGUUGUUUCUGUGUAUUCCACUCCUCACUGUCUGAACUGUUACAUUGAGCACACAAUGAAAAGAAAAACGUCUUGUUUAUUUACGCAGAGUACUUUAUAAGUUAUAUGGCUUUCUUUUGUAUUCAUGAUUAAUGGGAGUAAUAAAAAAUUAUCUAUACUGUG
Messenger RNA from Clupea harengus (Atlantic herring), 1758 nucleotides. Its product is annotated as GDP-L-fucose synthase. Gene Ontology annotation, molecular function: GDP-L-fucose synthase activity. NCBI's taxonomy places the organism in Eukaryota, Metazoa, Chordata, Actinopteri, Clupeiformes, Clupeidae. Gene Ontology annotation, biological process: nucleotide-sugar biosynthetic process. The record is from RefSeq and is a predicted model, not a curated record.